AUUCUCUCAUUUGUUUGGAGAUACUCGUUUCUCUUACAAGAUAGUAACUCCAUUGGCUUUGGGAAGUGGUGUGGAGCCAGGGACUUAGAUUUUAUCAAAGUCAGAACCAGACGAACAAAGGAUGGCGAAGGUGCCAAUGUCUCUGUGAAACAAUUUUUUGUACUUAAGGAUGUCUACGUCGGUAAGAUAUGCAAGUUGCAUAUUUUUUACAUCUAUCUAAUCAUGAAAUAUAGAUAA
Mucor mucedo is the source of this 237-nucleotide messenger RNA. RefSeq lists its product as uncharacterized. NCBI's taxonomy places the organism in Eukaryota, Fungi, Mucoromycota, Mucoromycetes, Mucorales, Mucoraceae. The transcript has a single exon. The annotation marks the transcript as partial. The record is from RefSeq and is a predicted model, not a curated record.